CAUCUUCCUGCCAUGCUGCCCAACCACCAUAACUGGAGUGUUAGACCAAAUGCUUGUGCGUUACUGUUGUUGCUGCGGCACUACCACUGCUCUGGCAAAUCAUGCCAUUAUAAAGUGUUCAGUAAAUUGUGAAAAAUUAGGCAUUAGAAACUAUUUCCAUAACUGAAAAAGUUCAAAACAACAGAGACAGUAAAUUCAAAUUCUACAACAUGCUUGAGAUUUUCUACAGCAAUGUAUAUACAUACAACAAAAAGGCAUGCAACAGAGAAAAAUUUGAAAAGAUGGUGAUAUGGUACAUGUUUAUAAAAUGUUUGUAGAACUUGCUUGACUCACAAUAGUACACCUAAGUUCAGAAUAUAUAUAUAUAUAUAUAUAUAUAUAUAUUCUUAACUAGGAUUCACAGUACAAAUCAGAGAGGAAGUUUCAAGUCAUAAUCCACGCUAUUUUAUAGAAUCUAUAUAGCAUAAGUAUAUAUGGAUAACUCAUUAAUAAUUCAAAAAGGUAAUAGCACUAUAACCAAAUUAACCUAUAGCGCACAUUUAGAAUCUAAAAAUAUAUAUAAAAAAAAAGAAACAAAAGUCAAUGAUGACCAAAUAAUCUCAUCAUUUUCUUUUACAUUACAGAUAAAAUGCAAAUUAGCUUGUAAUCUAUUUGAAACAUCCAUUUUUGGCAUCACAAGUAGAGAAAGAAAAUAAGCAGACAACGGGCGUGCGCCACAAAAGUUACUCAAAAGAAUCAUGAAAUGGACUGGGAAAAGGUAAAAAGAAAUAUCAACCCCUAAAGUUUUUAUGUCCCGAGGAAUGCAGUUAGUAUUUAGUGGAAGUGACUAAAAUUUCUAUGCUGAAAUCAUUAUAUCAUGAUCAUAGAGAAGCUUCUGCACCACAAUUUAAAGAAAUGGACUUCCCAGGUGGCGCACUAGGUCCAGCUGCCACUAAGCAGGUCUUCUUCUAGCUACUAUAAAGUUUCCAACAUAAAACAGAGGCAUCCAGUUACAUUUGGGGCAGCAGUAGUAUACCCUAAGUACCAAGGAAGGGUUUGUCAUCACCAAAGAUAGUCUGAUAUUUCUUUAUUUAUUUGGAUGUCAAUUUCUCCACCUCAUUUCCUGUUUUUUUUUCCUGUGGAUAUGAUUUUGGAGCCUGAUGUACCUUCAUCGCAACAAUCAAUGAUGUAAAAUUGGUUAAAAUGGAUCCUCCUACCUUUGUCUUAACUAUUCUUCUUCUCCUCUUCUUCCCUUCUCCUUCACUUCAUAUCCAAAAGGGCAAUCAGAUUAGCAUAGAGCGAUUGGCACUUUUAGCAUUCAAGAAGGGCAUAUUUGACGAUCCAAAAGGUGCUCUCAGUAACUGGACUGAGUCAACUGAUUUCUGCAAGUGGAAUGGCAUUACUUGCUGGCAGGGUAGAGUAAGCAAGCUCAAACAGGGUAGAGUAAGCCAGCUCAAUCUCAAAGGUCAAGAUCUAAAAGGAACCAUCUCGCCAUUUCUCUCAAAUCUCUCUCAAAUUCUAUUGAUAGAUUUGUCUGAAAACGCACUUCAUGGGCCAAUUCCUGAGGAGUUUGGAGCUCUGUCUAUGUUACAGAAUUUCAGUAUCCAACAAAAUGGAGUACAACGACAAGUUCCACAUAGCUUAGGCAUGCUAAAACAUCUAAUAUAUAUUGACCUCAGCAGCAAUGAGCUUCAUGGAACACUUCCGACAAGUCUCCUGUACAAUUGCACUGACCUAUUUUAUGUAGACCUCUCUAACAAUUCAUUUACAGGUUUGAUCCCUCCGGAGAUAGGAAACCACCUCCCUCAAUUGGGGAUCCUAAAUCUUUAUCUCAACCAAUUGACAGGUACCAUUCCUGCUUCCCUUUGCAAUUCAACCAAUUUGAUGACAAUAGAUCUCGGCAACAACCUUCUAACUGGUACAUUACCAUCAGAAACCAUCAUGUGUUUAACUUCUUUGUUGCAUCUGCAUUUGGCAUUCAAUUAUUUCACGAGUGAUGACAAAAAUACCAAUCUCUUCCCAUUCUUCAGUGCCCUUUCAAAUAUGACACAUUUGCAGAGCCUUGAGUUGGAAAACAACUACAUUGGAGGCUCUUUGCCUAAAACUAUUGGCCUUCUCAGUCAAAAUCUUAGUAAUAUGAAUCUAGGAGCCAACCUUAUUCAUGGAAUGAUUCCACUAAGUAUAUCAAAUCUUUCCAAUCUAUCACUGCUGACCCUAUCAAAUAAUUAUUUGAACGGAACCAUUCCCUUAAAACUAUUUCUCCUACCCAGGUUACAAUCACUCUGGCUUGCUGACAACUUGCUAGCAGGAGAAAUUCCUUCUCCUCCUUGUGAGCUAAAUAAUCUUCAACAAAUAGACUUAUCUGGAAACAACCUCUCAGGUUCCAUUCCAGCCAAUAUAGCCAGUAUAAAGCCACUUACAGAUCUAAUUCUCAGCAAAAAUUUGCUAUCUGGGUCCAUACCUUCAGGCCUGGGAAGAUUAAACCUAGGACUUCUGGACCUGUCUCACAACAAUCUCACAGGACCUCUUCCUAAAGAAGUGGCAGCCAUGAAGACAAUUUAUGCAUACUUCAAUCUGUCAGACAACGCUUUGGAGGGACCAAUUCCGAUGGAGCUGAGCCAAAUGGAUAAGGUCCAAGUAAUCGAUCUCUCAUCGAAUAAACUCACUAGCGAAAUUCCAUCUGCUUUGCAAGCCUGUGUAGAAGUUCAGCUUGUAAACCUAUCCCACAAUCAUCUUCAAGGUACAAUUCCUCAGGCCUUGGGCAAACUUAUAAGCAUCCAAAUAUUGGACCUCUCUUACAAUUCACUCUCCGGUGAAGUUCCAUCGUCACUUGCAACUAGCACUAGUCUCCGCCAACUCGACCUCUCAUUUAACAACCUCAGUGGCCCACUACCCCAAGGUGGUGUCUUUGCUUAUUUGACAAGCCAAUCACUCAUGGGCAAUCAUUUCUGUGGAUCAUCAUUGGGGCUUCCUAGUUGCAACUCCAACAAAGGCAGGAAGCAUUCUAAGAUAUUUCUGCUGUUACUUGUAUGUAUUGUCUCUGUGUUGGCAUUCCUCACCACAAUACUGUCUGUGGUGUGUUACAGAAGAAUCAGGAGAAUUGUAGUAUCUCACAGGAGUGAAACUGAUCUGAACACACCAGCUCAAGACUUGUCAUCAUCUUAUCCAAGGAUAACCUACAGAGAGCUUGUUGAGGCUACCGGAGGAUUCGAUCUGAGCAGAUUGAUAGGUAGUGGUAGCUAUGGGCACGUUUACAGAGGGGUGCUGAGUGAUGGAACUGUAGUUGCAAUAAAAGUUCUGCAAUUCCAAGCCAGUAACUCUACCAGGAGUUUCAACAGAGAAUGCCAAGUUCUGAAGAGGAUUCGGCAUAGGAACCUGAUGAGAAUCAUUACUGCAUGCAGUCUGCCAGAUUUCAAGGCUUUGGUACUGCCUUUCAUGGUUAACGGGAGCCUUGAGAGCCAUCUCUACCCACAAGCACCAGGAACAGGUACCGCACAGCUGAGCUUAGUUGAGCGGGUGAAUAUUUGCUGUGAUAUUGCCGAGGGAAUGGCAUACCUGCACCACCACUCCCCUGUGCAGGUCAUCCAUUGUGACUUGAAGCCAAGUAACAUCCUGCUCAAUGAUGACAUGACCGCCAUUGUAUCAGAUUUUGGAAUCGCUAGGCUGGUCAUGACAGUCACUGAGAGAAACCUGAUUUCUGAAAAUGUGCCCAACUCAACCGCAAACUUGCUUUUUGGUUCAGUUGGAUACAUUCCACCAGAGUAUGGAUAUGGAAGAAAUGCAUCAACAGAGGGAGAUGUCUACAGCUUUGGCAUUAUAGUGUUGGAACUGGUCACCAGAAAGAGGCCUACAGAUGACAUGUUUGGUGAGGGCCAAAGCUUGCAAAAAUGGGUGAAGAACCACUACCGAGGCCAACUUGAGAAUAUAAUUGACUCUUUCCUAUUACAAGAACUAGAAGCUCAAAACCCAGAGAUUAGGAAUGUUUGGAAAGUCGCCAUUAUUGAACUUCUUGAUCUAGGUCUUAUAUGCACUCAAGAGGCACCUUCAACCAGACCAACAAUGAUUGAUGCUGCAGAUGAUCUGGAAAGACUAAAACGCUAUCUUGGUGGUGAUACAACUGCAACCUUAAGUUCAUCAUAUGGGAUGUCAUCAUCUAGGGGUGAUUUUUGGUAAAUAUGUAAAGGUUUUGCUUGCAAACAGUUAUUUCAAAGAUGACACGCUUUAACUGUCCAAAAGAAAGCAACAUGUCAAUGCAAUUUUAUUUAAAGCAUCAACUUUCUUUCUAAA
Messenger RNA from Dioscorea cayenensis subsp. rotundata (Guinea yam), 4266 nucleotides. Its product is annotated as putative leucine-rich repeat receptor-like serine/threonine-protein kinase At2g24130. The coding region runs from base 1183 to 4152 and encodes 989 amino acids. Gene Ontology annotation, molecular function: ATP binding; protein binding; protein kinase activity. The transcript is spliced from 2 exons. Gene Ontology annotation, biological process: hormone-mediated signaling pathway; protein phosphorylation. The record is from RefSeq and is a predicted model, not a curated record. NCBI's taxonomy places the organism in Eukaryota, Viridiplantae, Streptophyta, Magnoliopsida, Dioscoreales, Dioscoreaceae. Gene Ontology annotation, cellular component: plasma membrane.